AUGUGGAUCAAGUUCACUAAGCAAGGAACCCAUCGUUGGACAGACAUUCUAACCUCACUUCUCAAAGAUUAUAAUGCCAAGAUUCAUCGAACAAUAGGUUUGCGGCCAGUAGAUGUGCAGAAGGAGCAUGAGAGAGUGCUGCUUUCCAGGCUUAGCAAACAAAGACAAGAGUAUAAGGAUGAGUUGGAUGGUAAACCGAAAAGCAAGUUCUAUCCUGGUCCUGGUCAAAACAUUGAGCCAGGCAAUAAGGUGAGAAUCAGCAAGUAUAAAAAGACUUUUGACAAGGGUUAUCUAGCCAAUUGGACAAAUGAGCUGUUCACAGUAACACGUGUAUGUCCCACAGUACCUGUAACAUAUGAAUUGGAAGACUAUAGAGGUGAACCUAUUCAAGGAGGGUUUUACUCUGAAGAAAUUGUAAAGGCAACAGUGCCAAGUGUCUUUGAGAUUGAAAAGGUUUUAAGGAAAAGAUGGGACAAGCUGCUAGUGCAUCGUAAAGGAUACAGUUCAAGUCACUACUCGUGGAUCGAAAAAGUGACUUGA
Molecule: messenger RNA, 540 nt
Organism: Nilaparvata lugens (brown planthopper)
Lineage: Eukaryota; Metazoa; Arthropoda; Insecta; Hemiptera; Delphacidae
Exons: 1
Coding region: 1-540 (179 amino acids)
Source: RefSeq, a predicted model, not a curated record